UCUGCAGAGGGAUCGGAUUUUUAAGAACCUCACCCGGAAGCGCCAGCGGGCGAUGCGAAGGCGAGUGCACCAGGUGAACGGGCACAAGUUCAUGGCCACCUACCUGCGACAGCCAACGUACUGCUCACACUGCAGGGAGUUCAUCUGGGGCGUGUUUGGGAAGCAGGGAUACCAGUGCCAAGUAUGCACCUGUGUUGUACACAAGCGCUGCCACCACCUAAUUGUUACAGCUUGCACGUGCCAAAACAAUACUAACAAGACCGAUCUCAAGGUGACCGAACAGAGGUUUGGAAUCAACAUUCCUCAUAAGUUCAGCGUCCACAACUACAAAGUCCCGACAUUCUGUGACCACUGCGGGUCCUUGCUCUGGGGAAUCAUGCGACAGGGUCUACAGUGUAAAAUCUGUAAAAUGAACGUCCACAUCCGGUGCCAGGCAAACGUUGCUCCGAACUGUGGAGUGAACUCAGCAGAGCUUGCUAAAACCUUGGCAUGCAUGGGUCUGCAACCAGGAAGCAUUUCCCCAAAUUCGAAACUGGUUUCAAGACCCACGUUGAGACAUCAGGGAAAAGGCAGCCUGAAGGAUGGCAACAAUGUUAGUGAGAGUUCAGAGAGCAAACUUGGGAUCAAAGACUUGACCUUCCUUCGUGUCUUGGGAAAGGGAAGCUUUGGAAAGGUGAUGCUUGCCAAGAUGAAAGAGAGUGGGCAGCUCUAUGCGGUGAAGGUGUUGAAGAAGGACGUCAUUCUCCAGGACGAUGAUGUUGAAUGUACCAUGACUGAGAAACGCAUCCUUUCCUUAGCAAGGAACCACCCAUUCCUCACCAAGCUCUACUGUUGCUUCCAGACUCCUGAUCGCCUGUUCUUUGUGAUGGAGUUCGUGAAUGGCGGGGACUUGAUGUUUCACAUUCAGAAGUCACGUCGCUUCGAUGAAGAUCGGGCCCGGUUCUAUGCUGCCGAAAUUAUUUCAGCCCUUAUGUUUCUCCAUGAAAGAGGCAUCAUUUAUAGGGACUUGAAACUGGACAACGUGCUGCUGGACUACGAGGGGCACUGCAAGCUGGCAGACUUUGGAAUGUGCAAAGAGGGCAUUCAUGAUGGCAUCACCACAGCCACCUUCUGUGGUACGCCAGACUACAUCGCUCCAGAGAUCCUGCAGGAGAUGCUGUAUGGCCCUGACGUGGACUGGUGGGCCAUGGGUGUGCUGCUGUAUGAGAUGCUGUGUGGCCACGCGCCCUUCGAGGCGGAGAACGAGGACGACCUCUUCGAGGCCAUUCUGAACGACGAAGUCGUCUACCCGACGUGGCUCCAGCAGGAUGCGGUGGCAAUCCUCAAAGCAUUCAUGACCAAGAACCCCACCAUGCGCCUGGGCAGCCCCGGGCUGGGCGGAGAGAGCGCGAUCCUGCGGCACCCCUACUUCAAGGACCUGGACUGGGACCUGCUGAACCAGCGCCAGAUGGAGCCACCAUUCAGGCCCCGAAUUAAAUCCAAAGAUGACGUGAGCAACUUUGAUCCAGAUUUUAUAAAAGAAGAGCCCAUCCUGACUCCCAUUGAAGAAGGGAUUCUUCCAAUGAUAAACCAAGAUGAAUUUAGAAACUUUUCAUUCACCAGCCCGGAACUGCAGCAAUAGCUAUGGCUCUGGAGAAGGGUUGCUGAGAGGACUGGGGGGAAAUGAAAAGAAAGCCAAGUUUACCAGUAAUUUCAUUCUCAAGGAGUAAAAGUGCACUGACUUACACGAUACAGCAGCACCACUGUCAAUGUUACCUUAAUGUGAAAUUGAAACCUUCCUGUUUGUAGGACUUAAUGCAGCUCUUGGAUCAAAUAUUGACAGGGGUGGAAUAAACAUGAUAGUGUAAAUAGCUGAUGCAGACAGAGCAUUGAAUGCUGAGCUGGUUGGCUCAGCCUGAAUGUCACUCCUUGCCGUGGAUUCAAGGAGUCGGCAUGAGCAUGAAACAAGUGUCUUGCAGCUCUGAGCCAAAUAGACUUGCUACAAUUCUGAUUGUUUGCAAGACUAUUUUGAGGAGUCCCAGCACUGUCCAGCGUUUUGGAGACGUGAUCCAACAUCCCAUGGCCUGACUGAACCAGAUGUUCCUACUGACUUUACCUGUUUCUGCAGUAUUUAUUUCUUUCCGAAGGACAAAUGGCUCUCUUUGCCACUGUUUGGGUUCCCAUGUGAAAUAUUUCAUCGUGCUGACUUGCAGAAGGAAAAAAACAAAUGCCCUGUGCCCCACACAGAUUCUUCCAAAUCAAAGGGAAGUCAUGUGCUCGUAGUGUUUUACUGUUUGUGCGAUAUGAAAAGUUUUAGUGUUUGCAUUCUGUGAAAUGCCUUUUUACAUCAUGCAUCUUCAAUGCUCCUUUCUUUGCCUCCCAGCUGUUUUCAACUAUAAUAUAACUUGUAAAACCUUGCUGUUUAUUUAGGCCCAUUCUAUUUAAUUAUGCUAUACAGAGCCCCUUUUGUGGGUUUAGUGCCUCAUUAAAAUUUUGAUCCGAA
Empidonax traillii (willow flycatcher) is the source of this 2482-nucleotide messenger RNA. Its product is annotated as protein kinase C eta type. The coding region runs from base 53 to 1621 and encodes 522 amino acids. The transcript has 12 exons. Gene Ontology annotation, biological process: protein phosphorylation. Gene Ontology annotation, molecular function: ATP binding; diacylglycerol-dependent serine/threonine kinase activity. Lineage: Eukaryota; Metazoa; Chordata; Aves; Passeriformes; Tyrannidae. The record is from RefSeq and is a predicted model, not a curated record.